Sphaeroforma arctica JP610 is the source of this 216-nucleotide messenger RNA. RefSeq lists its product as hypothetical. The record is from RefSeq and is a predicted model, not a curated record. NCBI's taxonomy places the organism in Eukaryota, Ichthyosporea, Ichthyophonida. The transcript has a single exon. The annotation marks the transcript as partial.
AAGAUCGCGCACGUACUUCCCACCUUUGUUGCACGUCUACAGAACGAGACUGUGCGUGUGGUUACUGCCAGAGCCUUAGCGGAGAUAGCUGCGUCGCCUGUGCACGUGGAUCUGUCUGCUGUGACGGUGGAGUGUGUGUCGACACUCGGUCUGUUGCUGCGCAAAGAGUCGCGGCAGCUGCGACUGGCGUGUAUCUUGUGUCUAGAUACACUCCAG